Cylicostephanus goldi is the source of this 599-nucleotide messenger RNA. NCBI's taxonomy places the organism in Eukaryota, Metazoa, Nematoda, Chromadorea, Rhabditida, Strongylidae. The record is from the annotation of a GenBank genome assembly.
AUGACUAGCGUAUCUACGAUUCAGGAUUCUAUAUAUGACGACUCUGACACGCCUUUCGACCCCACGCAUCCAUUGUUGUUCAGGCCAGUAAGGAGAGAUCUAUCAUUGAAUGGGAAUGGGGUUGCCCAUACCAAUGGAACUUCUCCACCUCCUCGUCCCGUAGCCGUUACAGCAACGACAGUAUCAAGUUUCACAACACCCCAACCACAAAAAGCCGAACUCCGAGGUCCGCCACCGCCUAUUCCAGCUCGACCACCGAAUCUUGCCCAAAAGGUAAUGGGUAAAUUUUUAGAGUCAGAGUUUGCCUCCUGCGGUACCUCUGCCCACUACGUCGUGGCAGGACACAUUGUUGGUCUCUGUGUCAUUUCUGCUGACAUGAGUAAUAAUAGCAUUCCAGGUGUGAAGCUGAGACCGCCUCGAGAUAUAACUCCAGAACAAAAAGCUGAAGAUGUUCAAAAACGCGAGUCGGAAAUCUUCCAAAGCAUCCAGGAAAAGCGAGAGCGUAUCCGACGGGAAGCUGAGGCGGAGUCUGAGAGACAGCGGAUUGAGUGGGAGCAGCAAAGUAAGCCUUACUUCAUAAUUACUUCUUCAUCAUAAAU